Miscanthus lutarioriparius is the source of this 1392-nucleotide messenger RNA. The record is from the annotation of a GenBank genome assembly. NCBI's taxonomy places the organism in Eukaryota, Viridiplantae, Streptophyta, Magnoliopsida, Poales, Poaceae.
AUGUUUUGGCGUCUCAAGUGUUGCCAUCAACUCUACCGUGCGAGAUCUGAGCUUCCAACUGUGCUUGCUGGCUCUUCGUGGCAGGGGCAGCUGAGGAAACGGGAUGAAUUCGAGGCGAGGACGAGAAGCUACUCAUCCCGGCGUCGCGUGUACCACCCAUGCAGCAGCGGAGCGGCGGGGGCGUGCCGUACCGUCGGUGACCGGGUGACGGUGCUGACCAUCGACGGCGGCGGCAUCCGUGGCCUCAUCCCGGGCACUGUGCUCGCCUACCUGGAGGCCGAGCUGCAGAAGAUCGACGGGCCGGAGGCGAGGCUGGCGGACUACUUCGACUACAUCGCUGGGACGAGCACCGGCGGGCUCAUCACGGCGAUGCUGGCCGCGCCGGGACCAGGAGACGACAGCGGCCUCCCGCUCUUCGCCGCCGGGGACAUCAACCCGUUCUACCUGGAGCACGGUCCGCGCAUCUUCCCUCAGAAGUGGAGCAGCCUCGCUUCCUCGUGGUGGGGCCCCAAGUACGACGGCGCGCACCUCCGCGACGUGGUCCGAGAAGUGCUCGGCGAGACGAGGGUGGGCGACACGCUCACCAACGUCGUCAUCCCCACCUUCGACGUCAAGCUGCUGCAGCCCGUCAUCUUCUCCACCUACGACGCCAGGACCACGCCUCUGAAGAACGCGCUGCUCUCCGACGUCUGCAUCGGCACGUCGGCGGCUCCGACCUACUUCCCGGCGCACUACUUCCAGACCCAAGACGGCGACGGAGGCAAGCGAGAGUACAACCUCAUCGACGGCGGCGUCGCCGCCAACAAUCCAACCAUGGUUGCCAUGACGAUGAUCACGGAGGAGGAGAUCAUCGCCAAGGAAAAGGCGGCGCAUUUCCUGCUCAAGACGCCGGAGGAAGACUGCGGCCGGUUUCUGGUUCUGUCCAUCGGCACCGGCCUGACGUCCGACGCGGGGCUGUACACCGCGGAGGCGUGCUCCAGGUGGGGCAACCUCGGGUGGCUGCGCAGCAAGGACAGGACGCCCAUCAUCGACAUCUUCAUGGCCGCCAGCUCCGACCUCGUCGACAUCCACGUCGCCGUCAAGUUCCAGCUGCUCCGCAGCGAGAGGAACUACCUUCGCGUCCAGGACAACAGCGCGCUCGGCGGCGCAGCGGCUGCCGUGGACGCGGCGACGCCGGAGAACAUGCGGAACCUCGUCGCCGUCGGCGAGCGCGUACUGGAGCAGCCGGUGUCGAGGGUCAACGUGGAGACCGGGACGUACGAGGAGGUAAAGGGAGAGGGGUCCAAUGCUCAGGCGCUCGCCGUCCUGGCCAGGCAGCUCUCGGAGGAGAAGACGGCGAGGGACAAGCGGCGGAAUACUGGGCUAGCCGGUGGCAGCAUCGGGCGGCGAUGA